This is a messenger RNA of Aureobasidium namibiae CBS 147.97, 774 nucleotides long. RefSeq lists its product as uncharacterized. The annotation marks the transcript as partial. The record is from RefSeq and is a predicted model, not a curated record. Lineage: Eukaryota; Fungi; Ascomycota; Dothideomycetes; Dothideales; Saccotheciaceae. The transcript has a single exon.
CAAUCCCAGUCUGCUCUCUUUUCGAUCCUGCCUGGCGAGAUUCGAAACCACAUCUGGAAUUACGCUCUUGCCGAGUACCAAGACGAGACUCAGUUGUACGACGACGCCACAUGUUACAAGCGACCAGAGUACUUCGCACCCAGUAAGAUCGAAACAGUGUUGCUGCAAACAUGUAAGCGCAUCUAUCAGGAAGCAUGGUUUCUACCAUGGACCAAUGCUGAGCAAGUCUUCUACCUUACCUCCUCGGACCGAAGACCCGCACGCACGACCACUCCGGCUGCUAUGCAGAAGACUCUACUCGCCAUCUCGAAAACGCAGACCAUGCCAAUCAUACAGCAUGUGCGUGUCUUUCCUCAGCUGUACAUGUUGGAGAAUGGACGUAGACUUCAGGAAAUCCUCGACCUGAAGUUCUUCUACCCAAAAGUCAUCACGAUUACCAUCAGACAUACCGACUGGUGGUUUUGGGAGCGCGAUAAUAAUCUCCACCUCGAUGCUAGAUGGGUCGACUUUUGCAGAUUUCCAAAUAGUCUGACAGAGCUGCGCAUGGCCUUUGAGAGUCUCGAGCGGAAGAAAGACCAGAUUGAUGAUGUAGUCAAGCAAGCCAUGGAGGGCUGGGUCUUCCGCCGUAAAGACGAUACUGAACUGUCGGCCAAGAAUUGCAAGCCUGAGAUCAUGAGAUGGAGCGGAAGUGCAACAUGGGGACACCAACGUUGGCUCCGUGAUGAGACUGGCCCAAACAAACUCGAUUACUACGUCUCUACUGUUACAUGGAGA